UGAUACUUGAUCUUACGUUUUUUUUACUUAACGGUAUACCAACUAACCAAAAUAAUGGCAUUAAUCUGGAUUGAGUUUUAGAAUGUAUUAGCCUCGUUUCUGCUAUUUCUUACAACAGAUAAUCGGCAAAGGGGGGCAGUAUGUCUUGGUUUGCCGAUCUAGCAGGAAAGGCUGAGGAACUUUUGAACAAGGUCGAUCAAGGGGCAGCCACUGCAUUGACUAAGCACCAAAGUCGCAAGUCCUCCUUCCCUUCCUCAUACAACGAAGCAGAAGCAUUUCAAUACAGUAAUGCUGGCUUCAGCACAGUAGAAUCAGACACUCCGCACCAAUACCAGAGCUCCUCUCAAGAUAAAGGACAUGACUUCAUCUCUGCAGCUGCGGACAACAUCAAAAAAUCCAAAGCCACGCUGUUGGCAGGCACUGCCAAUGUGUCCACUGUCACACCUUUGGGUUCAGCCUGUGCCAGCUCCACCAAGGCCACCUCUGGCUUCGUCCGGCCCAAGAAGACUGAGGAUGUGGAUGACGACCUCCUCUUCAUGUUUUUGAAUAGUUCUGACCCACCGCAGGGCGAGAGGCGGGAUGUGAGGCGAGAGCUCCCUCGAGUGGCAGGUCCUGCUGAGGAGGUGGAACCAGCCACCGCUGCCCCACUGGCAGUACCAUCUGCCCCUUCCACUCCCCCCUCCACCAGAGGCCUGUCUCGAACAUCUAGUAUUAGCUCGCUGUCUGCCAGUGUCCACAGUGUUAAGACUGAGGAUGGGUCCGUCAAAGAUCACAACCAAGAUACCCCAGAGAGCUCAGACUCUGGGCUGGCUGUGGCUCAGGACCCUGCCCCCCAAGAGCCUUCAACAGCCCCUGUGGAGGAAUCCCAGAGCCAAGUGUUGUCCAACCUACGGCUGGAGAACCAGCUGCUGCGCAGCGAGGUGGCCUCCCUCAACCAAGAGAUGGCAUCGGUCAUCCAGAGGGCCAAAGACACUCAGGAGGAGCUGAAUCUAGCUCGAGCACGCACAGAGAAAUGGAACUCAGACCAGUCCAGGACCGAUCGUGCCAUCCGUGAGUUAAGGUCACAGGUUGAUGACCUCACAGAGGCUCUCUCGGCCAAGGAUGGGCAGCUGGCUGUUUUGAAGGUGCGGCUGGAUGAGGCAGACCAGCUCCUUAAGGUCCGCAACUCCGCUUUAGAAGAAGCCCAGAAUGAGAACUCCAGGAUCCUACAGGACCAUUCAGAAGGCAACAACAUGAACUCUCAGGCAAUUCAUACCCUCCAGGACAGAGUGCGGGAAGCUGAGGCAGCAGUCAAGAGGGAACAGGACAGCUACCGCCAGAUGCAGAGUGAGUUUGCAGCCCGUCUCUCGCGGGCGGAAAAUGAGAAGCAAGGCCUGGCGGAGGCCCUAACGGGCAUGGAGCGUCGGUUGGCAGAGGAGAGGCACCGUGCUGAGGAGCAGCAGCAGCAGGCCAAGAGUGCCCGUACAGCUGCCGAGAACGCCAAACAGGAGCUGCAGGACUACAAACAUAAAGCCUCACGUAUCCUGCAGUCCAAAGAGAAGCUAAUCAGCAGUCUGAAGGAGGGCUCUGGACUGGACUCGCUGGACGGCGGGUCAGCGGGGUCAUUGGCGCUGGAGCUGGAGGACCUCAGGCACGAGAAGGAUCUUCAGCGGGAGGAGAUGCAGAAGCUGCAGGGCCAGGUGCACACACUCAGGGCUGAGAUCCAGGACCUGGAGACGGCAGCGCUGACAGAAGCAGAGACUUGGCGGGAGCAGCAGCAGGAGCUGCAAGACCAACAAGCCCAGCAGAGCCGCGCCAGACAGGAGCAGGAGGCGGAGGUGGAGCGCUACAAACAGGAGAUACAGUACAUGGAAGAGGAGCAUCAUCGUGCUAAAAGUACCCUUCAGAGUCGAAUCAAAGACCGUGAGGAGGAAAUCCAGAAACUCAGGAAUCAACUGACCAAUAAAGCGCUGAGCAGCAGCAGCCAGACAGAGCUGGAGAGUCGGCUGCACCAGCUGACGGAGACGCUGAUCCAGAAGCAGACCAUGCUGGAGGCCCUGGGCACGGAGAAGAGCUCGCUGGUCUUCCAGCUGGAGCGGCUGGAGCAGCAGCUGAAGAGUGUGCAGGGCGGCCAGAGCGGAGGCUCUGCCAUCAACAUGAGUGGCUUGGAAGGACCUGGUACGCGGCAGAGGAACACACCUGUUCUGUUUACUGACCAUGACAACUCAGGAGCUGGGGUCUAUGGCAAAGUACGCAAUGCAGCCAGCACCAUUGAUCGCUUCAGCAUUCGGUUAGGAAUCUUUUUGAGGCGGUACCCCAUGGCCAGAGUCUUUGUGAUACUUUAUAUGGCACUUCUGCAUCUCUGGGUCAUGGUUGUCCUGUUGACAUACACACCAGAGAUGCACCAUGGCCAUCCAGAUGGGAGAUAGGUGGAGGACACUGAACUGUUUUGCGUGCGUGCGUGCGUUGUUGAAAAGUUACAG
Alosa sapidissima (American shad) is the source of this 2462-nucleotide messenger RNA. It is a transcript of the gene golga5, whose product is annotated as golgin A5. Gene Ontology annotation, cellular component: Golgi cisterna; Golgi membrane. NCBI's taxonomy places the organism in Eukaryota, Metazoa, Chordata, Actinopteri, Clupeiformes, Clupeidae. The transcript is spliced from 13 exons. Gene Ontology annotation, biological process: retrograde transport, vesicle recycling within Golgi; Golgi organization. The record is from RefSeq and is a predicted model, not a curated record. The coding region runs from base 141 to 2408 and encodes 755 amino acids.